AUGGCUCUUACGACAAACGCGGCAGGCACGGAUACCGUUGAUCCGCUGUUCAUCGGGUCUGCAAUCCGCCCUCGUUGCUUUGGCGAUCGGAGUGGAGAGCAGCUUAGGUUUGACUACCAUGCCAGUAAGAAGGCAUGGAUGAACGGCGAAAUCUUCAAUUCGUACCUGGAAUCGCUGAACGAGCGCAUGGUGGAGGAGGACUGCAAGGUCCUCAUGCUUGUCGACAAUGCACCAUGCCACAAACUGGACGAAGACACUGCGCUGUCGAACGCGCACGUGAAGCAGCGGCAGCUCCAGAAUGCAUUGGAGCAUAUAGACAUGGGCGACGUUGCCCGCGAUACUGGCAUCUCCUACGAAACCAUCAUGCGAAAGGUUUGCCUGCUCAAGGCAGGCAAGGACCUCAUGCCAAAGCGGCGUGGUCCCAAGCCACUGUUUCCGGACUCGUUCGAGCAAGACAUGGCCGCCUGGAUCUCAGCCAUGCAGCAAGAAGUCAUGCCAGCCACGAGGUUCGUUAUACUGCUCAAGGCCAACAAGCUACUCCGACGCCUCGACCCGCUUCGAACGGUUACCGGAAGUUGGUACCGUCGAUUCAUGAAUCGCCACCCCGAGCUGACCACGCGUCUUGCGCAAGUGAUUUCCAAUGCUAGAAAUAGCGUUGAUGAGGUUGGCUUAAAAAGGCUUUUCGACUCGAUGGAAGAAGCUAUUCGCGUGCAUGGACUUACCGCCGAGCGUAUAUUCAACAUGGAUGAGACAUCGUUUGCCUCGCGACACAAGCCAAAGGACGUUGUGGCUCUGAAGGAGUUCGGAGACAUGCACUCCAUAUCCAAAGCUGCAGCAAUUUCAAUCGCUUCAAACGCGUGGACUAACCAUGUCUUGCCAACAAAUCUGGUCAGCGGAUUUCGAACGUCUGGGCUGUUCCCUGUGUCAUUGGAACAAAUGAUGACACGCUUUGAAAGGUUCAAAGAAGGCGGCGUACCUGAAACGCAUAUUCACGCGGAGUGGCUGGAGCGCCGCGUUGAGCUUCGGCGUGAACUGCUUUGCUUAUCUGCAGCAGCAAAAAAACGUGUUGGUCGCAAGCGCAUUGACGUCGCCGGGCGCAUUCUUACCCUAGAACUCAUGCACGAAAUUGAUCAAACGAAGAAAGAACGGGAUGCAGCGGCUAAGAAGACAAAGGAGAUGCGUGCAAUCCGAGCCAAAAAGAAAAAGAAAAAUGAAAUUACCUCGAUCGGCGCUGACGAGCAAGGCCUUGAUGAUGUGGACGGUAACGAAAACAAUGUCGGCGACGACAACGAAGACGGCGACAACAACGAAGACGCAGAGCUGGCUGAAUUCGUUUGCCUAGAGGAAGCACCCCACUUGACCUCCGGCCUCUGGCCUACACGCUCUGGAAAACGGACUUCGUGUCCCAAGCCACGUCCCGCGACCUUGCAAAGUUCUACUCCACGCAGGACUCUAUCGGCGACCGAUCGCGAUGCGCGUCUCGCUGAGAUCAAGGCGCACACGACCGCCAUCCAACGUAAGGUCAUUGCCCGUGAGGUGACCAAGAAACUAGCGAAUCAACGCUCUGCGGCGCACACCUUUUUGGUCUCAGCCAUUUCUACCAACCUCCGGCGCCUCUAUCAGGCCACUACGUGUCCAUUGGAGCUCUUUGAGCGCAUUAAAACACGUUUCGAGUCGAACCCCAUGGACAACAACCCCACGGUCAUUGCCAGCUAUCUGCGCACUCUCAAGUUCACCGAUGAGAGUUGUAUCGACACUCUAUCCGUGGAGCUUAUUGACCUUGUCAAACGCUACCGGAUGUCUAUGACGCCGCCGUCGUUUAAUCCUCUGGAUCCAUCGGCAAUCUCGUCCAUUGAUUACCGCGACCUUAUUUGA
This is a messenger RNA of Aphanomyces astaci, 1875 nucleotides long. RefSeq lists its product as hypothetical. The record is from RefSeq and is a predicted model, not a curated record. The transcript has 5 exons. Gene Ontology annotation, cellular component: nucleus. Gene Ontology annotation, molecular function: DNA binding. Bases 1 to 1875 code for a protein of 624 amino acids. NCBI's taxonomy places the organism in Eukaryota, Oomycota, Saprolegniomycetes, Saprolegniales, Verrucalvaceae.